CCCAGCCCGGACCCCCGCCCUUUAUUCCGCGCCCUUUCCACGCUGGCAUCGGACAACGCCUCGUUCUUCCACGCCACGCACACGGCCGUGGGGCUGCGCUUCGCCGCCGCCUUCCGCCUCCUCCGCCAUCACGGCGACCGCCUGGAAGCUCCUUUAAGGCACCUCCAACGCCUCCAACACCUUUUCGACCUCGAUCCAUCCAGCCCGGGCAACGGCUACCGCAGUUUGGUAGCCGCCACCCGGCGUUGCGUGGCCCACGCCGUGGCCAAAUGCCGUUACGUGGCGGCCCGCAGGCAGAGCGUCUUCUUCCGGAGGGAGCACAACGCCGCCGAGCUGGAGGCCUACGGGGCGGCCCUGGGGCAGCUGAGGGCUCUGCUGUGUUUGGCUCAGGGAUUGUUGGCCUCUGGCCCGCAGGGGGCGCUGUUCGCGGCCGAGGAAUCGGGUUUGGGGGAGGCGGUGCUGAGGGAGUACAGCACCAUGCAUUGCGGGUGCUUCUACGGGAGGUGUCUGGGAUUUCAGUUUGUGCCGUCCAUGCGGCCGGUGCUGCAAACCAUCGCCAUCGGGUUGGUGUCCUACGGGGAGCUGUACGAGAGCGGGGGGGCGGGGCUGGGCGCAGCCGCCGGCUCGCUGCUGUCCGGCAGCCGCUUUGCGUUGGACCCGGAGCUCCGUGGGGAGGAAUUUGAGCGGCUGACCCAAAAACUGGAUGUGGGGUUUUGGAAGAGUUUCUGGAACCUGACCGAGAGCCAGCUGCUGGCGUCGGUGGCGGCGGUGACGUCCCCCCCUGUGGGGUUGUGCCGGGUCCUGGCUGUUCCCCCCGACCCCAUAGAGCUGCCCCAAGUGGGGGGCGACCCCGGAGCCACCGUCACCAUCCCCCCCCCCGUGGCGCACACCGGGCCCGGGCCCGUCCAUAUGAGGCUGCUGUCCUACCAGCUGAGGGAGGGGCAGGUACGGCCCCGUAACUUGUGGGGUUUUUAUGGGAUUAGGGGGGUUUUAUGGGAUUAGAGGGUUAUAUGUGGGAUUAUGGGGUUAUACAUGGGAUUAUGGGGUUAUAUACAGGGAUAUGUGGGAUUAUAUGGGAUUAUGUGGGGUGAUUUGGGGCUGCUGUCCUACCAGCUGAGGGAGGGGCAGGUACGGCCCCAUAACUUGUGGGGUUUUUAUGGGAUUAUGGGGUUUUUAUGGGAUUAGAGGGUUAUAUGUGGGAUUAUGGGGUUAUAAAUGAGGUUCCAGAUGGGAUUAUGUGGGUGAUUUGGAGCUGCUGUCCUACCAGCUGCGAGAGGGGCAGGUCCGGCCCCAUAACUUAUGGGGUUUUUAUGGGAUUGUGGGGUUUUUAUGGGAUUAUGGGGUUUUUAUGGGAUUAGGAGGUUAUAUGCGGGAUUAUCGGGUUAUAUGUGGGAUUAUGGGGUUAUAAAUGGGGUUCCAGAUGGGAUUAUGUGGGUGAUUUGGGGCUGCUGUCCUACCAGCUGUGAGAGGGGCAGGUACUGCCCCAUAACUUGUGGGGUUUUUAUGGGGUUAUGGGGUUUUUAUGGGAUUUAUUGCAUUC
Molecule: messenger RNA, 1540 nt
Organism: Phasianus colchicus (ring-necked pheasant)
Lineage: Eukaryota; Metazoa; Chordata; Aves; Galliformes; Phasianidae
Source: RefSeq, a predicted model, not a curated record